Messenger RNA from Centropristis striata (black sea bass), 899 nucleotides. RefSeq names its product microfibril associated protein 5 (gene mfap5). The record is from RefSeq and is a predicted model, not a curated record. Gene Ontology annotation, biological process: embryonic eye morphogenesis. Bases 120 to 503 code for a protein of 127 amino acids. Lineage: Eukaryota; Metazoa; Chordata; Actinopteri; Perciformes; Serranidae. The transcript is spliced from 7 exons. Gene Ontology annotation, cellular component: microfibril.
GGAGGGAGGAGAAGAGGGAAGGAGGAGAAAGAAGAGAAGACAAAAGAUUCAUAAAAGUAAAGCAGUUCUGGACGACAGCAAAAGUUCUCGUAAAGCUCACCCUCUUACAAGUUGAAGGAAUGGGCAGCCUUCCAGUGGUCCUGCUCCUCUGCAGUUUCCAGGCGCUCACAGCUGUAGCCCAAGCCCAGCAGGCUGAGAGCACUCCGGCACCUGCAGUCUUGCCAGACAACUGUAGGGAGGAGAUGUAUCCUUGCACCAGGAUGUACUCGGUUCACCGGCCCAUCAAGAGAUGUAUUGGUGCUCUUUGUAUCUACAGCCUUCCUCGUGUCUAUGUCAUCAACAAUGAGAUCUGCAUGAGAACAGUGUGCCAACAGGAUGAGUAUCUGAAAGCUGAACUUUGCCGAGAGUUGUCCGGGUGGCCCAGGCGCGUUGAAAGGUCAACUUAUAGGAAACGCUGCCGCAAUCGCCGUAGCAACCCAAAAACCUGGGCAAACAAGGCCUGAUGGGGCCCCUUGAUGGCGAUGUGACCACCUGUGAGGAUGGAGCCUCUCUUAGAGACACAAACCAAGGACGUCGUCAUAAAAACAGCCCAUAACACCAUAAAUCCAACACUCAUCGCCUGGGGGUCCCUUUCUCUUUACGCACAAGUGUGCUGAGUCAUAUCUAUGUUUAUGUAUUAGUCUUUUGUGUGUGAAUAUUGAAGCUCAUUUCAUCUGUGUGUUUUUGGACACAGAUCAUGUCUUACGUGGUUUACGAUCCAUUUAAGGUACUGUAGUAAUGGGCCUAUAGCAGCACUGAGUCAUUUCAUUGUACAAAGAAAGACCCACUCUAUGUACUCAUCGACAGUUCAGUAUUAUGUGCACUAUUGUAUCCAAACAAAUACACAUAUAACUACAUUU